GGUUAAACUGCUUCUAAAUUUUAUUGGUGGUUUAGAGAGAUACGAGGGUUGAGAGGGAGAAGGUUAAGAAAGCAAUGCCUCUGGGAAAAUAUUACUGCGAUUACUGCGACAAACACUUUCAGGACACGCCAGCAGCUCGGAAGCGCCACCUCUCUGGUGUCCAACACCAGCGCAAUCGAGCCCUAUGGUUCGACUCUGUCAAAGAAACACAGGGAGGCAUUCUUCUUCAUCACGAUGGGAGUGUAGCUUUGGGAAUCUGCCACCAUUUUGUCCGCUUGGGAAGCUGUAAAUAUGGUGAUAGAUGCAAAUACUAUCAUCCUACUCAAAAUGAGACAAAUGCAAAUCAGAUUAUAACAGGAAAUGUGACUGUAGGUCACAUGGGAAUAUCAUGGGGUCACUUACCUCCAUCUUUGAGACCUCCUGAAGGUGGUUACCCUUCCCUCCCUUUUGUCGACUGGGGAUAACUCAUGCUGAGAACUCCAUAAUUGCCUCAAAAUUCCCCUAUAUAUCUACUUCUUGUAUGAGUUUCGCAUGUUCUUCAGCAUCCUCUGUGCAUGAUCUGCAAAAAGCAGAUAAAUUAAGCUUCGAGAAAAUUCCAGCUUAUUUGGGUAUUUGGUUACUGUUAAAUGAUUGCUUUGUAAUGUUAAAGCAAGGUUUGUAUCGUGAAAUUUUUUUGCCUAGUAGUCCUUAUGCUAAAGAUAAAUUUGAUUUGUUCACUAAAGCUGUUUAAUCAGCGAUUUGCACAAAUUUUCAUUUUUUUAUUUAUGCCCAUUUCUUGCUCUCAAUUUUGCAUUAUUGUAAAACGACGCGACUGUUUGAUUGAAGCUCUACUCUUCCCAGAAAAGCCUAAAAGCUGUGCCCAAUUAGAUUUCAUGUAAACAAACUGGUAAAAGAUGCA
Dendrobium catenatum is the source of this 898-nucleotide messenger RNA. Its product is annotated as zinc finger CCCH domain-containing protein 3. Lineage: Eukaryota; Viridiplantae; Streptophyta; Magnoliopsida; Asparagales; Orchidaceae. Gene Ontology annotation, molecular function: nucleic acid binding; zinc ion binding. The record is from RefSeq and is a predicted model, not a curated record. The coding region runs from base 75 to 464 and encodes 129 amino acids. Gene Ontology annotation, cellular component: U12-type spliceosomal complex; nucleus. The transcript is spliced from 4 exons.